Molecule: messenger RNA, 1295 nt
Organism: Ictidomys tridecemlineatus (thirteen-lined ground squirrel)
Lineage: Eukaryota; Metazoa; Chordata; Mammalia; Rodentia; Sciuridae
Source: RefSeq, a predicted model, not a curated record
CUGGAAUCUGAAGCUUCCUCCAGCAUCUGAGUCAGACUAAGAGGACAGCAGAACUGCUGGAUGUGCUCUGCUGCCAGUGUGACCUCUGCAGUUCCCCCUCCUCAGGGCCAGCUAUGAGUUCCUGCAACUUCACACAUGCCACCUUUGUACUUAUUGGUAUCCCAGGACUAGAGGAAGCCCAUUUCUGGUUCGGCUUCCCACUGCUUUCAAUGUACGCUGUGGCCGUGUUUGGAAACUGCAUCGUAGUCUUUAUUGUAAGAACAGAGCGCAGACUGCAUGCUCCCAUGUACCUCUUUCUCUGCAUGCUGGCAGCUAUUGACCUGGCCUUGUCCACAUCCACCAUGCCCAAGAUCCUUGCCCUCUUCUGGUUUGACUCCCGGGAGAUUUCUUUUGAUGCCUGCCUUGUCCAGAUGUUCUUCAUUCAUGCUCUCUCAGCCAUUGAAUCCACCAUCCUACUGGCCAUGGCCUUUGACCGUUAUGUGGCCAUCUGUCACCCACUGCGCCAUGCUGCGGUGCUCAAUAAUACAGUAACAGCCCAGAUUGGCAUGGUGGCUGUGAUCCGCGGAUCCCUCUUCUUUUUCCCACUGCCACUACUCAUCAAGCGGCUGGCCUUCUGCCACUCCAAUGUGCUCUCACACUCCUACUGUGUGCACCAGGAUAUGAUGAAGUUGGCCUAUGCAGACACAUUGCCCAAUAUGGUCUACGGUCUUACUGCCAUUCUCCUGGUCAUGGGUGUGGAUGUCAUGUUCAUCUCCUUGUCCUACUUUCUGAUUAUACGAACAGUUCUGCAACUGCCCUCCAAGUCAGAAAGGGCCAAAGCCUUUGGGACCUGUGUGUCACACAUUGGUGUGGUCCUGGCCUUCUAUGUGCCACUCAUCGGCCUCUCGGUGGUGCACCGCUUUGGAAACAGCCUUGAUCCCAUUGUGCAUGUUCUCAUGGGGGAUGUCUACCUGCUGCUGCCUCCUGUAAUCAAUCCCAUCAUCUACGGUGCCAAGACCAAGCAGAUCAGAACACGGGUGCUGGCUAUGCUCAGGAUCAGUUGUGACAAGAACAUUCAAGCUGUGGAACAUAGGUGACCCUUGCCAUCCUAAUUCCCCUUAUUCUUACUAGUUUAAUAUAAUUAUUUCAUAACACUAAUUUAAUUCCAGUUGCCUGUAAACACAUCAGUGCUUUUUCUCCAUCUGGAAUAGUAAACUACAGUCUAGUCGCUUCAUGGAAUAAUAAGUGGGAUAAUCCAUAUUAAUGGAAUAUUAUCUGGUUAAAAGACUGAUAAAAAUGAAACAUUGUAAUAUUAA